AUGCGGAAGUUGUCCGUCCCUGUUUUCCUUCCCCAGCGUCUGCAACAUGAAGGAAGGCACCAUGGCCUCCCCUGUGAGCCUGGGGUCGCUGCUGCUGCGGGCAGACCCGCUGGAGGAGCCCGCUCACGGGGAAGAAGCUCUGUGUGUGGUGGGCAUUUUUGGGAAGAGCAACAUGCAGUCCGGUCCGCUGAAGGAGUCUCUCAUCAACACCCUGGUUGACAAGCAACUCUUCCCUCUGUUCGCUGGAGUUGACGAGAGCUGCGGGUCGGACUGCAGCAUCCAGACCUACUACCACCACGAGAACCGCGUCCUGUACCUGCUUCUCUCCUCCGUCUGCGACAGCCAGCAGCUUCUGCGGGCCUGCGAGUCUCUGAGCGCCGGAGCCGGCCACUCGGACUCCCAGGACUUCUGGAAAGGUCUGGACCGCCAGCACUGUCUGCACCUGCUCUACAUGUUCUCGGUGUGCCACGUCCUCCUGCUGGUCCACCCCACUCACACCUUCGAUGUCAGCUACGACCGCCUCUUCAGGGCCCUGGACGCUCUCCGGCAGAAGGUGCUUCCUCUGAUCCGGGCUGCCAUCAAGGACUGUCCGGUGUCCAAGGAGUGGAAGAUGAACUGUCGCCCGUGUCCUCCCCGACUGCUCUUUGUUUUCCAGAUGAACGGGACUCUCAAGGUCUCAAACGGGUCUGAUUCUGGGUCCCAUUCUGACAAGCCCAAGAAGCACUCGCCCAGGAGGAGGCUGCAGCACGCCCUGGAGGACCAGAUCUACCGGAUCUUCCGAAAGAGCCGAGUGCUGACCAAUCAGAGCAGCAACUGUCUCUUCACUGUUCCCGCCAACCAGGCCUUUGUCUACGUGAUCCCCAUGGCAGACGAGGACCCGGUGGGGAACCUUCUGUGCCAGCUGCGAUCCAACUGCAUCUUGUCGGACCAGGACUCCGGCGCCGUCCUUUCGGGGCCGCGGCGCUAUCAGCUGAUGCGCCGCUCGACCCGUCCGCCCGGCGGCGGCGGUGUGGACUCUGGCAGUGUGAUGAUGGGGGGUCAGUUGGUGGACUGCAGCCUGAAGGAGUUCCUGUGGCAGCACGUUGACCUGGUCCUGACCAAGAAAGGCUUUGACGACAGCGUGGGGCGCAACCCUCAGCCGUCCCACUUCGAACUGCCCUCCUUCUCCAAGUGGGUGCAUGUGGCGUCAAGGAUCCACCAGGUUCUGAUUUGCCACACGGAGGAGGAGAUCGCCGAGCUGGCUCCCAAAGUGCAGAGUCAGCUGAAGGUGCUCGAGAGCUUUCUGGACGCUGACACCAAGUUCUCAGAAAACCGCUGCCAGAAAGCUCUUCCUCUGGCCCACAGCGCCUACCAGUCCAACCUCCCGCACAACUACACCACCACGGUGCACAAGAACCAGCUGGCGCAGGCGCUGCGCGUGUACAGCCAGCACGCGCGCGGCGUGGCCUUCCAGCGCUACGCCCUGCAGCUGCACGAGGACUGCUACAAGUUCUGGAGCAACGGCCACCAGCUGUGCGAGGAGCGCAGCCUGACCGACCAGCACUGCGUCCACAAGUUCCACCUGCUGCCGCAGCCAGGAGAGAAGCCUGACAUGGAUCGCAACCCGCCGGUCCUGAACCACAACAGCAGGGGGCGCUCGACCAGCUCCUGCAACUGCGGCUGGAAACAGGCUCCUCGGGAAGAUCCCUUCGACGUGCAGGCUGCGAAUUACGACUUUUACCAGGUCCUGGAGGAAAAAUGCUGUGCCAAGCUGGAGCGGAUCAACUUCCCCAUCUUCCAGCCCAGCACUCCGGACCCAGCUCCAGCCAGCAACCAGCGGCUCCCCAGCGAGACCUCGGCGUCCGGCGACGGCGAGAGGCUGAAGGAGUCCAGCACCGCCCAGAGCCACACGCCCGGCGACCCCAGUCUCAGUCUGGCUCUCAGUCUGGGCCAGUCCACCGACAGCCUCGGGACCUACGGAGAAGGUGACGGGACCGAGACUCAAGUCCAGCAGAAGAGGCCCAGCCUGGUGGAUCGGCAGCCGUCCACAGUGGAGUACCUGCCCGGGAUGAUGCACUCCGGCUGCCCAAAAGGCCUCCUCCCCAAGUUCUCCAGCUGGUCUCUGGUCAAGCUCGGCCCCGCCAAAUCCUACAGCUGCCACUCGGGUCUGGAACAGCCCGGCUUCCUGCCCGGCUCAUCCUUCCUCCUUCCCUGGGACCUGGUGAUUCGGUCGCGGUCUGAGGAGGACGCGGGUCUGGGCGACACUCUGGACGGCGGCACCUCCUCGUGGCCCGCUCCCAACAAGACCGUGAUGGGAAAGCGAGGGAGCACGGGUGGACUGGGCCGGAGCCGCAGGAGGGAUGACAUGGCCCGGGUCUUCGUGGGUUUCGAGUACGAGGACAGCAGAGGAAGGCGCUUCAUCAGCUCUGGACCUGAUAAAAUAUUGAAGGUUCUGGGUCCAGGGGGCGCUAAAGAUCCCGCCACCAGGGUGGUGAACACAGACAUGCCUCUGUACGUGCUGUCCCCGUCUCAGGGCCGCGGAAUGAAGCCGCACUUUGCCCAGCUGAGCCGCCUCUUCGUCGUCGUGCCCGACGCGCCGCUGGAGGUGACGCUCAACCCUCAGGUGCAGCCCGGGCCUCCUUCCUGUCCAGUCUUCCACCCGGAGCAGACAGAGAUAGUGCUGCCGACUGACGGCUUCUGGGUCCUCCGGUUCCCCUACUCCUACGCCACAGACCGCGGCCCGUGUUACCCGCCCAAAGAGAACCAGCCGCUCAGCAACUACAAAGUUCUGCGAGGGAUCCUGAAGGCGACAGCCGCUAACCCUGCACCGCAGUGACACCUGUCACACGGUCUGAGUCCAGCACCCUGACCAUGACCUUCAGAGGGCGGCCAUCUUGUUUUGUUGGACCUGUCGGGAUCAUCUGGAGUGUCUGGGGCUGACGGAGGUGAAGAUGAGCGGGAGGAGGGUGUUUGUUGCUCUCAACAGGUCGAGUGUGAACAAUGGGGUCAAGGUGAAGUCCGUUUCUCGUGCUGAUUCAGAACUAACUAUGACCAGAGCUGAUCCUCAUCUGAGAAAGUGGUGCCGACAAAUGUUUUCAAGUCAUCUAUAAAAUGAAACACCGUCAGUGUUUUAUGUAAACAAAGCAGCUGCUCGUGAACGUGUGUUUGGAGGCAAAGUCAAGGAGGACAGGUGGUUUGGACACGAGCAGACAUGAUGUUGGACCGAGACGGAUCGUGGUUCAUGAGGACGGAGGAGCCUGUGACAACCCCUGACAGGAAAUGCGCACCUCACCAAGGCCUUCCUCUGUACUCUCAACAUAUGAGUGUAAACACGCGAUUACAGACGUUUAACCUUCACGUUGGAAAAUGCCCUUCCACCUUACGGCCAGCAGGGCGAGCUCUUGCGCUACUAAAGCACCGUCAGCGCAAACGCACUGUUGCUUUGGUUAUGUUCGUUUGUUUUUUUCAUAAACAGAAUAACUAAAAAGUAAUCCAAUAAAAUAAUAUAAAG
This is a messenger RNA of Synchiropus splendidus (mandarinfish), 3490 nucleotides long. RefSeq names its product SMG8 nonsense mediated mRNA decay factor (gene smg8). The transcript has 5 exons. The record is from RefSeq and is a predicted model, not a curated record. Bases 47 to 2815 code for a protein of 922 amino acids. Lineage: Eukaryota; Metazoa; Chordata; Actinopteri; Syngnathiformes; Callionymidae. Gene Ontology annotation, biological process: nuclear-transcribed mRNA catabolic process, nonsense-mediated decay.